AUGCCAUCAUCCAUGGACACCUCAAAUACCUUUCCAUCCGGGAACUCGUCACACGCAACCUUCCAAGACGGACUGCCUUCACAAUGCAGACCAAUUGCAUUUCAAACAUUUCUUCCAUACGCCCUGGUGAUGUGCCAGUGUGCAUUACUUCACCCGACUUUUGCUCAUUCAAAUCUCGCUCGGUUGAUACGAAUCAGUCUGUCACCUAUCAAUGUGAUAUGGUCCCUCACUCUUCCCUUCCGAUACUGUUUCAUUCCACUGGAAUCGAGCGCUGGGAUAAACUUGGGAUUGGGAUUAUCUGCAAUUUAUACGGCUGUGAAAUGCCUAGAGUGGGGAUUCGCCACCGGCGCGUACUAUAAGCGGCCCAUCGCAACUAUCAAUCGAGUACAACGAUGGGAGAAAGUCAAAGAGGAUGAAAUUUUCAGAAAGAAACAGGAGGAUGAGCCUUGUGGUAUAUUUAAGUUGAUGACAUGGACACUUCUUCAAUUGACAUCAGUGCGUGGGUUGAACUUCACAUGGGGACCCGCUGCUGUAGCCAACAACCUCAGUACCGCAUAUCUGAUGAAACGUUUCAUUCGAAUCAGUGUCCCUUUGAACAUCGCAAUAGUCUUCGUCCUUUUGACCCGCGAUUCACCAUUGAAAACACCAACGUCAGCACUUCUAUCAAUCGGGGUACCCAGCUUCCCCGGAUUGAAGAUCCUGGCAGAGUCCAUUUACUCUUUCAGCUUCGGUGUGAUGAUAGCUUGUCUUUUCGAUACUCGUUUCACCUUUUGUGCACUGAUUUGCACGGCCUUACACAAAAUCAUGAGUUUUCUUCAAUUUCCAGAAGAAAUUCUUGAUUUAGUCAAUCCAUUGUACCUACCACCUAUAUUUCAUUCACCACAAACUUCAAGUUCCGUUGCUGAAUUCUGGGCUGAAACUUGGCAUACAUUCUUAAAGAGAACUUUUGUUGUGGCUGGCGGGAAGCCUUUGGUUUGGAUGGCACAGAGAUUAGGCGCCACUACAAAAUUUCAAAGGUUAGCUGGAUUGCUUGGUAUUUUUCUUGCAUCUGCAGCGACACACGAAUAUAUCCUCCUAGUAAUGGCUCAACCACCACACUCCAAUCCACAUACAAUCACCUCAUUACCCGGCUCUACAAUCUUUUUCAUGCUCCAACCCCUUGGUAUACUCAUUGAACCAUCUAUCAUCCCUCACAUACCAAAACGGAUCGGAGGAGGAAAACUAUGGACCAUCCUAUUCUUAAUUGCUACCUGUUAUUCAUUCAGAGAACAAUACUUGGGCGAAGGUAGAGUUGUUGCUACUCUUAGGCCCCUUCCAAAAUGGUCCUUGUUGUACGCCUUAUCACCUUUGAAAGAAUAUGUAGGGUUCAACACACUAUAUCAAUAA
Melampsora larici-populina 98AG31 is the source of this 1386-nucleotide messenger RNA. RefSeq lists its product as uncharacterized. The record is from RefSeq and is a predicted model, not a curated record. The transcript is spliced from 3 exons. Lineage: Eukaryota; Fungi; Basidiomycota; Pucciniomycetes; Pucciniales; Melampsoraceae. The coding region runs from base 1 to 1386 and encodes 461 amino acids. Gene Ontology annotation, biological process: lipid metabolic process.